Molecule: messenger RNA, 4145 nt
Organism: Tuber aestivum (summer truffle)
Lineage: Eukaryota; Fungi; Ascomycota; Pezizomycetes; Pezizales; Tuberaceae
Source: the annotation of a GenBank genome assembly
CUCUUGGUUUAUGUAUGAUAUGAUAACCAAUAAGGAAGAUGGAGCAGGGGCCCUGAAACCCUACUUUGAUAGUUGCACGUUACUGUUGCCAGUAUUUCCAUCCCCCUUAUGAUGCCAUGAUUACUAAGGGGGUAUUUGGCAUGCCGUUAUUUGAAAUAACCGUGAUUUCAAAUUAUGUUUUGUAAACAAGUGUACAAACAACCAACAACUCUUAUUUGAAAACAUGAUCAUGCCAAACAGCAAUAUUGUUUCUAAACAUGUUUUGAGAAAAAGGUUUUAUUAGUCAUGUUUCAGCUGGUUAAAUUUAUUAUUAGUAAUAUGUUGUUAAAUAAAUAAUAUAUAAAGAAGUAAAAGAUUUUUAUAAUUAAUUUAUGCAUAUAUAAAAGUUUUUAAACUCAAUUCUUAACCACAAUUUUUCGCAGCACUAUAGUAAAAAAAAACUACAAUAAUCCAUAUACCUAUUAUGUCUACUGGCUAUGAAGAGGAUGAAAUAAUUAAUGUACUACAAGUUGCCACUACUGCUAGAUUGGAUAGCAUGAUAUCUGACCCUUAAUACAAUAUCUUCUACAACCCUAUCCUCGACUCCCUACAAACAAUCAUAUCAUUAUAUUACUUUUUAUUUCAUUCUCUCUAUAAAAUUGUUAACUGACCGUUCAUAUAAAAUACAUAAAUUAUUGUAUAUAUUAAUCAUGGAAUUGACUUUUUUUAGUAAUCAAAGUAAAAUAUUAUUAUAUUAUUUCAAAACAUGUUUUGUAAAAAUGGUUGUGUCAUGUUUACAAACAAUGGUAUGCCAAACCCCAUUGUUAUUACAAAACAUGAUUUGGCUCAAAACAUGUUUUGAAAUCAUGAUUAUUUCAAAUAACGGUGUACCAAACACUCCCUAAGCUAUCCACAUCACACGAGGCGUCCUACGGACCAAGAACCGUAACACUGUAAUACUGUAUACACGAGCGAGCGCCAAUGAGCGUAGGCAACACUGUCGGUAUCCUUUAUCUAGAUGCCCAGUUGUCAAAAAGCUUCGCGCGUUACAUUGAAUUCUUGAGGGACGAUACACGAAACACCAGCAGUACCGAAACGAGCAUUCCCCCGACCUGUUAUACAAGUACCUCCCAAAGAAAAUACAAACAAUUUUCUUCUGAGCUUUCUCGCCUGACAACUCCCAUUCCAUCUCUCGGGGGGGGGGGGGUUCUUCCAAUUUUUUUAUAGCUGUGACCAUCACACAAUGUCUGCUCGAAUACGCUCCCCAUCCAUCAUGAGCCUAGCAUGUGAACCUCCAUAUUGGCAACCCCAAUAGCCACAAUCCAGCAGAUAACUUACUGUACAACAUAGCUACCAUAGGGCGUACCGUAUCAUCAAUGGGCCAUCCACUAAUUCCCCGGAAGCCCCCGGAACCCGGGUAAUCCCGAGGACGGCGGCCCGCGUACUAUACCUGUUAGGAGUACAUGUACUCGUAUGAGGGAAAAAAGGAAAGGAAAAAAAUAAAAAUAAAAAUACCCAUCGUGUAUACUCGUACAAACCUCAACUUCGGUUCCCCUGUCAUAUCUUCCUCAUCACCUUUUCUCCCUCCCAAAAGCAUCUGUUCCAAACAGACAACUUUUUAUUGUCGUGUUUUUUUGUUUUUUUUUGUAGGGGGGACGCUCAAAUUGGAAAGAUAAGAGGAUCAAGGAUUGCAGAAUUGAUAUAUCGAGUUGCACCAACCCGGACCAUGAUGAACGCUUCCUUGCGAACCGUUGCUCGAGGCUUCCGGUUACACGUGAGGAGGGGCUUAGGAGCAAGAGUAGGAGGGGGAAGAGGUCCACAAGCCGCGGUUAUCGCUUCUACCCGAGGGGGAGCUAGUGGUCUCUUGAGUGUUUGCGGCAACACCUCUUCCUACAUCAUCACGAGUCCACGGUUCCUUAGACAGUUUUCUACCACCUCUUACACUAUGGUUUGUUUCUCCCUCUCUUCCUUUCUAGCUUGUCUGUGGCCCAUGAGUGAGCGGGUGAGCGAGUGAGGGGGUGAGCUAAUUAUUUUUACCUAUUUAUCUUGCUUGAACGUUUGGUUCACAGGCAGAUAAUUUCAGAAUAGAGAGAGAUGCCUUUGGCGAGAUCAAGGUUGAUGCAGACAAGUACUGGGGAGCGCAGACUGAACGGUUCGUUUUAUCCCAUCUCCUCGCGUGUUUGCUCCUGUCGGCGGAAGAAACUGCCAAAGGCUAAUAAGAAUGAGGCUGACGAUUCCCCCAGUUCCCUCACAAACUUCAAGAUCAACCAACCCUUCGACCGCAUGCCCCCGGCCAUCAUCAAAGCUUUCGGCAUCCUCAAGCGUGCAGCGGCGACAGUGAACUUGAGCUAUGGCCUACCCGAGGACAUUGGCAAGGCAAUCCAACAAGCGGCAGACGAAGUUAUUUCCCUAAAACUCCUUCCGCACUUCCCACUCGUGGUCUGGCAAACCGGCAGUGGUACCCAGUCCAACAUGAACGCGAAUGAGGUUAUCAGCAAUCGAGCCAUCGAGAUUCUUGGGGGCGAGAUGGGUAGUAAGAAACCGGUCCAUCCGAACGACCAUGUCAACAUGAGCGCUUCUUCCAAUGAUACGUUCCCCACAGUGAUGCAUAUCGCGGCUGUCAUGGAGAUUGAAGAGAAUCUGCUGCCCAGCCUGAAAGCCUUGUUGGUCGCCUUCCAGGAGAAGGUCAAGGCCUUUGAGAAAAUUAUUAAGAUCGGAAGGACGCACCUUCAGGAUGCUACCCCUUUGACACUGGGCCAGGAGUUUUCGGGAUAUGCUACUCAGUUGGCAUAUGGUAUUGAGAGGAUUGAGGCCACUCUUCCCAGACUUAAGCUUUUGGCACAGGGAGGAACUGCCGUCGGCACUGGACUCAAUACCAAAAAGGGUUUCGACGUCGCGGUCGCCGCAGAAGUUUCCAAGUUGACUGGAACUGAGUUCAAGACCGCGCCCAAUAAGUUCGAAGCGUUAGCAGCCCACGACGCCAUUGUCGAGGCCAGUGGAGCGCUUAACACCCUCGCAUGCUCCUUGAUGAAAAUCGCCAACGACAUUAGGUAUUUGGGAUCCGGUCCCCGCUGCGGUCUUGGUGAACUAAGCCUUCCAGAGAAUGAACCUGGUAGCUCCAUCAUGCCCGGAAAGGUUAACCCAACCCAAUGCGAAGCCAUCACUAUGGUUUGUGCGCAGGUAAUGGGUAUCUUCUCCUCCUCCUUUCUCUUUAUGUCUAUCAACUAACUCCUUCCAGGCAACAACACCGCAAUAACUGUAGCCGGCUCACAAGGCCAGUUUGAACUCAACGUUUUCAAACCCGUCCUUAUCAAGAACCUCCUACAUUCUAUAACUCUCCUAGCCGAUGGCAUGACUAGUUUCAAAGAUAACUGCGUUGUGGGAAUCCAGGCGAAUGAGGACAAGAUUGAAAAGCUCUUGCACGAGAGCUUGAUGCUAGUUACCUGCCUAAAUUCAAAGAUUGGUUACGACAUGGCGAGUAAAGUUGCCAAGAACGCGCACAAGAAGGGAACUACACUGAAGCAGUCGGCGUUGGAAUUGGGGGCUUUGACUAGUGAUGAGGUGCGUAUUUCUCCUUUUUCUCGCGGACAGGUGGUCCCGAUGAAUGAGUGGGUGCUGAUGGGGUUCUAGUUUGAUCAACUUGUGCGUCCGGAGCUCAUGAUCACUCCUAAGUAAACAAAUGGGCAGAUAGGCGGCUGGACAGCUGCUCGCGCAUGGUGAAAGAAUGAGAAAGUGUUCUCUCGCUCCAAUACAAUUAUUUGUACAGGCGAGAUUUCAUUAUUCUGAUUUUUGAACGGCCUUUUCUGAGGGCAAGUCGUGGGUUGGAAAAAACUAAACUUGUAGAGCAAAAUCCCCUCUCUUGAAUAAACUAAAAAUUUGCUAUAAAUUCUCCACUUGUAGAAAUAGCCCUUCCCCUUUAAAUUUCAAAGUUGCUGGUCCCCUUGCACGUUUGUAAGGAUGGCCAGAUAAGCCAGUCGGUAGUCCUGGUCUGGCGGAUAGAGUAGGAUAGGACGGGACAGAAGAGAGAAAUUGCCGUGCCGUAAGGGAACAAAAGAACAUGUUGGGGACCUGAUAUUCGGCUCAAAAAGAAGAGGUCGAAAAAGAUUGGACGUACUGGGAAUCGAACCCAGGACCAUCUCAAAUUUUCAUGAACUCACAAUGAGAUC